AUGAAUCCAGCAAGACGACUCCCAUCGAAAAAGUUGCAGGAUGCAGACAGUGAUAGCUCUGGCGUUUCGUUUCAGCCUGGAUCGGACGGCGACGAGUCGGACAAUAGUAUGGUCUCGACAGACGACUUGACUUUUCCUGAUCCUCCACGUCCACAGAGCGACCGUAGCCGUCACUCGAAUCGUCCUCAACUCCACGUGCGCCGCCUAGCGAGUCCAGAGGGUCUGCCGGAUUUCAGUGAUGAUCCAGACGAUGAUACAGAUGAAGAUCUCAACAAGAUUCCUCUCGAUUAUGGACGGUCGGAGAAAACCAAGGUCAAAAGGGAAUCUAUGAAGCAGCGUUGGCAUAAAUUUUGUCGGGUUAAGGCAUCGGAGCCUGAUGCUCUACCAAAGUGGAACGACCCCGAAGAUGCCCUCCGCCAACAUACACCUAGCGAUGUUCAUCGAUUUCUGAACUAUCGCCUCAAGCUUAAGACUGGCAAAGGUGGUCGGCGCUUAAAACGCAUCAAGAAAGCUAGCGCCCUUAAGGCCGAGUGGAAAUGCUUUAGCGGCUACUAUCGAAAUAUCACUCGAGCUAAGAUCAGUUCUGAAGAUAGUGAAGAGAUUCACGCGGGGAUUCGAAAGCUUAUCGUUAAAUGGGAUCUCGAUGAACAAGAACGAGGCAAAGAGCCAGUCUAUGUCCAAGAUCUGACCAAAUUCAAUGAAACUGUUAUUCGGACUCAAGAAAAACGGUUCAAUUUGGGAUUCGAGCGCAUUCAGUUAUGCCUCUUCAACAUGAUCGGUAUAUACACCGUAAAUCGCCUGGGCGCUCUUCUUUCGCUGCAAUUCAAGCAUCUCCAGGUUUCUAUUCAAAAGGAUCCACUCGGCGGCCCUCCAAUACCCCUGGUGGAGAUCCGAUCGGAGCAUACCAAGCAGUUUCUAGGAACAUCGCAAAUAAACAAUUUUCCAUUACCUGAGAUAAUCGAUGAUCCGUCGCUCAUUUUUAGUCCCCAUGUAUUCCUCUUUGGUGUGUUUUUCUGGCUGAAAGCAUUUGACCCAUCCACGCUUGACUCAAUGGAACGACUUCGAGAAUUGCUGGUCGAAGGUGGCCGGCAGCAAAUGGAAUUGCCAUUCAAGCCGGAAUUUGACGAUUGCUAUCUCUUUUGCAAGGUAGCUGUCAUGGAUGGAGAAGUAGUGCCUCAGUGGAAAAUUCCCAUGAAAGAGAGCACCAUGUCUGGACGGUUGACCAGUCUCGGAGAGAUUCAUGGAUGGCUUCAUUCCAUGUUUGCCCAUCGGUUUCGCUAUGGAGGAGGGAAGAUGUUGAAUGAGAGUGAGUGUAUUAAGCUGAUCAAUGUUCUGGAUGGGAUAGGUGCCGUGAGCGAAGCACAGCAAAAUUUGAUCAUGAAACAUACCGACAUGCGCACCUUCUUGAAUCACUACCUGCCGCGAAAUAUUGAUACGGACAUGCAAAAUAUUAUGAAUGGCCGUGAAUCAAACACCGCAUUAAUGCGCGCCAUCACCCGAAUGAGUCGUUGGAUUGAUAAGAGACGUCCUCGGCACAUUACACAUGAGCAAAGGAUGUCCAUACGGGAAAAUACAGAAUAUCUGGAGGCAAUUAAACGAAGAGAUGAACAAGCCAAAGCUUGCGAACACAAUUCCGACACCCAGAUGCUAUUGCGACUUGCAAAACUGACGCGCGACGUUACGAAUACUUCCAAUCGUCUGGCUAGAAAUUUAAAAAAGAAGACGAGGAAGGAGUUCGAUCGCAAGCAAGCGGUAAUAGACAUCGAGCGCCAGCUCUCAGGAUCCGCCGUGGAUGACGAGGAAGCCAAGGAGGUUCUUCGGACCCAAGAACAAAUGUUACCGGAGCAGAUCAAUCUUAUCCAAAAGCUCUUCACGUGGCCGACAUCUCAGUCCUUGGACUCCGAAUGGAAACGGCGCAAUACGGCUUCAGAAGCGAUCGCCCAGUAUUGUUCCGUUCUUGAAGGAGGACCUUUACGCGGGCGGCCCCCCAAGCGAUCAUCACCGAGCGGCGGAUUCGAUAACGAACAGCAAGCCGUGAAGAGGCAUCUUUCGAAUGAAACCUCUCAGCUUUCGACACGACCUGAGCGUGAAAUUCUUCUCGAAGAAUUUGAUGAACACACCCGGAAGGCAGCGAAACCCAAAGCAGCAAGACCCCGAAGAUGUUUCCAAUGCUGUGGUAAUAUGAAGCUUCCAGAUCACCGUCGUACACAAGAAUGGUCGGAGCCUAAGUCUACCGUAAGGCAUUUUCGAAAGCGGCAUCUGAACGACCGCAAAUGCAACAUGUGUGAGAUAGACCUUCUCCACGAGAUGCAUCUUCGGAGGCAUGCACAAGACGUCCACCGUCUCUGUGUGUGA
Molecule: messenger RNA, 2355 nt
Organism: Penicillium samsonianum
Lineage: Eukaryota; Fungi; Ascomycota; Eurotiomycetes; Eurotiales; Aspergillaceae
Product: DUF3435 domain-containing protein
Exons: 5
Coding region: 1-2355 (784 amino acids)
Source: RefSeq, a predicted model, not a curated record